AUGCAAGCUAGCCAAUACGUCUUCGUCUCUCUACCCCUCAGAAUCUUCGACGAUGAACCAUUAACGGCACUUGCCGCCACAAUCGGCCGGGAUAACGGCGAGAUAUUGCCGUUUUCCAUACCCGCAUUCAAAAUCGGCACACUGGACUCUCUCGUCCAGCAUGCCGAUGACCUCGCCAAACUCAAUGCCGCAUGUGAAGCCGCCGCUGCAAAAGUUUCAGACUCGCUCAGGAGCGUCUUACAUGGCAACGAGAAACAACUUGCGGACCAGAAAACGGUCAAUGACAAACCCAUAGACCACUACCUGCGCAACUUCCAAUGGAACAAAGUCCGAUACCGAGUCGAUCGUCCACUUGGGGAGUUGAUCGAUAAUCUUCAAAAGGAGCUGCACAAUAUUGAGAACGACGUCAAAGCCAAAUUCAACCAAUACAACAGCAUUAAGACGACGCUCACAGCUUUGCAGCGGAAACAAACGGGUAAUCUGUCGACUAAAUCCCUUACUCCUAUCGUUGAUCCCAGCCUGCUUGUCCAGGAUUCUGAGUACCUGGAAACGCAUCUCAUUGUUGUUCCAACAAAUGCCCGCAAAGACUUCAUUCGCAGCUAUGAAACAAUCGCCCCAAUGGUGGUUCCGCGAUCGGCCAUCCAAGUUGCCCAAGACGACGAUUUCACGCUGUACGCCGUAACUACUUUUAAAAAAACCAGUGCUGAGUUUCUACAAAAGUGUAGAGAACAGAAGUGGACACCACGACAGUACAAGUAUGUCGAAGGGGGUAAAGAAGAGGAGAAACGUGAGCUCGAUCGUGUCACCAAGGAGGAACAGAAGGUGUGGAACGAGGCGGUCAGACUGGCCCAGACAGGCUGGAGCGAGACUGUCAUGAUCUGGGCGCAUGUUGUAACAUUACGCAUAUUUGUUGAGACUGUCCUAAGAUAUGGACUGCCCCUGGAAUUCGUAUGUGCGCUUGUCAAGGUUAAGAAAGUCAAGGCAGCCUUGGAUGCGGCAUACUCGUACCUUGGAGGGAAUGCCUUUGGGAGGGAUAAACGCGGUCGAAUCACCAAGGACGACAUGUCCCUCGCAUCAGAAAUAGCGGCCGCGGGUUUUGGAAGUGAAGGAACAGAGUACACCGCGUACGUGUAUUACGAGAUGAUCUUCCCUUAA
Thermochaetoides thermophila DSM 1495 is the source of this 1155-nucleotide messenger RNA. RefSeq names its product V-ATPase C subunit (vacuolar proton pump C subunit)-like protein. The transcript has 4 exons. NCBI's taxonomy places the organism in Eukaryota, Fungi, Ascomycota, Sordariomycetes, Sordariales, Chaetomiaceae. Gene Ontology annotation, biological process: proton transmembrane transport. Gene Ontology annotation, cellular component: vacuolar proton-transporting V-type ATPase, V1 domain. Gene Ontology annotation, molecular function: proton-transporting ATPase activity, rotational mechanism. The record is from RefSeq and is a predicted model, not a curated record. The coding region runs from base 1 to 1155 and encodes 384 amino acids.